Strongylocentrotus purpuratus (purple sea urchin) is the source of this 3500-nucleotide messenger RNA. RefSeq lists its product as uncharacterized. The record is from RefSeq and is a predicted model, not a curated record. NCBI's taxonomy places the organism in Eukaryota, Metazoa, Echinodermata, Echinoidea, Camarodonta, Strongylocentrotidae. The transcript has 13 exons. Bases 324 to 1943 code for a protein of 539 amino acids.
CUGUCAAAUUUCCGAAAUUCAGAUUUUUAUACAUUUUGAAAGCCUGUCCUCCACUCUAUCGACUGGCGAAAUUUGAGACCAUAAUUCGGUUUAUUUUAAGAAUAAGAGCAAAUUCAAAUUUCACCGAAAACGUCCUAUCGCCUCGAGUAAUUUUACGAAGUGACCUAAACCUUCGUGACUGUUCGUAAAAUCACAGUUGGCGCGCUAUGUUUUGUUACGAUCCGUCCUAUCCAGUGUAAACAAGACCACGGACUCAUCGAACUUUACUUACAAGGGAAAUCACACUAUUUUCAGGAGCUGAUCGCCGUGGAACAAAUCCUUGCAUGGAUGAGAUUGAUGUGGUGGUCCAGUGGGACCGCGACAAGUCCAAAAACACAGUGGCCUUGAACGACCUGGUGCUGAGGAAGAAUGCUUCCCUGAAAAUUGGAGCUACUGUAAAGAUGAAAUGGAGAAAGGGGUGGUGGAAAGGGAGGGUGGAGCAAAUUAUCUCUAACCGUGAAGAGGAGCCGAUGGACAUUGAGGGGGAAGGCAUGACCGAAGAAGAUGAUAGUGAGGAAGAUGAAGAGGAUGAUGAUGAAAAUGUACCAUUGGCAUCAUAUGUGAAACGCAUCUGCUCCAUUCCACAAAUCGAAGAAAUGGAAGUCUUCACAGAGUUAAGUGCAGGAGGUCAAGGCUAUGCAGUCCAACAAGAACAGCCUCGUACUGUAGUCCAGAGUCACCUUGCAGAAGAGCUAAUGGAUACUGAGGUGGAAGAGAUUACUGAAGAGGAAGAUAGUGAGGAUGAUGAUGAAAAUGUACCAUUGGCAUCAUAUCGAAGGGUAACACUGAUCGAAGGCGGAGAAGGCUGUGCCGUCCAGCCAGACCAUCCCUUUACAGUAGUCCAGAGUCACCUGGAAAAGAACUCCCUCCUUGAAGAAUGUCCCAGGCUCCCCCCAAAAUCUGCAACAGUGCAGGAACAAGGAAGGGUAACACUGAUCGAAGGCGGAGAAGGCUGUGCCGUCCAGCCAGACCAUCCCUUUACAGUAGUCCAGAGUCACCUGGAAAAGAACUCCCUCCUUGAAGAAUGUCCCAGGCUCCCCCCAAAAUCUGCAACAGUGCAGGAACAAGGAAGGGUAACACUGAUCGAAGGCGGAGAAGGCUGUGCCGUCCAGCCAGACCAUCCCUUUACAGUAGUCCAGAGUCACCUGGAAAAGAACUCCCUCCUUGAAGAAUGUCCCAGGCUCCCCCCAAAAUCUGCAACAGUGCAGGAACAAGGAAGGGUAACACUGAUCGAAGGCGGAGAAGGCUGUGCCGUCCAGCCAGACCAUCCCUUUACAGUAGUCCAGAGUCACCUGGAAAAGAACUCCCUCCUUGAAGAAUGUCCCAGGCUCCCCCCAAAAUCUGCAACAGUGCAGGAACAAGGAAGGGUAACACUGAUCGAAGGCGGAGAAGGCUGUGCCGUCCAGCCAGACCAUCCCUUUACAGUAGUCCAGAGUCACCUGGAAAAGAACUCCCUCCUUGAAGAAUGUCCCAGGCUCCCCCCAAAAUCUGCAACAGUGCAGGAACAAGGAAGGGUAACACUGAUCGAAGGCGGAGAAGGCUGUGCCGUCCAGCCAGACCAUCCCUUUACAGUAGUCCAGAGUCACCUGGAAAAGAACUCCCUCCUUGAAGAAUGUCCCAGGCUCCCCCCAAAAUCUGCAACAGUGCAGGAACAAGGAAGGGUAACACUGAUCGAAGGCGGAGAAGGCUGUGCCGUCCAGCCAGACCAUCCCUUUACAGUAGUCCAGAGUCACCUGGAAAAGAACUCCCUCCUUGAAGAAUGUCCCAGGCUCCCCCCAAAAUCUGCAACAGUGCAGGAACAAGAUAUUCAUGAUCCAGACCAGCCAAGUUGUGAAAGCCUCCUUUGUGAAGAUUCUCCAGUUACAUUUUUCAUCAGAAGGAAGGUGAUCGAGGCAUACUUCUGAAAGAAGCUAAGUAACUUUAUUCACAUACAUGUGUAUUAGGUUUUUUCUUUUUAACACGGGCAACAAACUGUGCUGUAGUAACAAUUGCAAUUAUUUUUCCAUGCAGAUAAUGGUCCAGCAUCUCUUGUCUGCAUUUAAUUUAACUAGAAUCACAUAACUGUACCUGACUGAUAUGUGCAGUCAGUAAUUCUUAGUGUACUAUUUAGAUUGCAAUUGCUAUCAUGGUUUGCAACCGCAUGAAUGGCUUUUUGAAAGCUUCAUUUGUGUAAAUCUUACUGUGCCAGUUAACAAUUCAUUGUGUCAUUUCUUAAAGGAAUAAUAAGAUGCAUUGCAAUUAGGACCUGUACUGCUGUCACAGUGAUGGUCAUUGAAUUUUGGACUGGUUGUAUUACCAGUCACAGAAUAGAUCCAGAGUAUGGCCCUUUUCCCUUUCAACUAUAAGCAGGGAAGUAUAUUCCACUUUCAGUCUUUUGAUAUACUUAAAAAAAACGAAUCUUUUAUUGUUGAUAACAUAUGAAUUGAUCAGCAGUAAAUUUAGAUAAAUUGGAGACAUUUUAACAUUUACUUAUUAACACAGCUACACCUAGACUUUUACAGGAAAGGUGCUGAAUGUCACACUGUGGACUGUAUGCUGAACUCGUUUUGAUACAUUCACAUAUCAAAUCUUUAGAAUGCACACUUUUGCUCUGAUCUUGGUUACUAGUUGCAGCUAUUCUACCAGGAAUUUUAAGAUGCAUUGAGUAGAAACGAGAGGACCUAAAGCCGUCGGUCCCCUGGUUGUUUACUUACUAACAAGCAUUUAUGCUUUCUUAGCAGUCAGGUAAAUUAACAACCAGUAAAAAAAAAAGUUGUAUCAAUAUUAAGCAGGACUUGUGCUGUCACAGUGAUGGUCAUUAAAUUCUGGACUGGUUGUAUUCCAGUCACAGAAUAGAUCCAGAGUACGGCACUUUUCCCCUUAAACUAAUUACCUAGAAUGCAUACUUUUGUUGUUGAGUAUGACCAUUUAUCUACUUUGGUCUUGGAAAACUGCCAAAUUAGGGCCAACUGUUACUGUUUUCUAAAACUCAUGUUUAGCAGGACUUGUGCUGUCACAGUGAUGGUCAUUGAAUUCUGGACUGGUUGUAUUACCAGUCACAGAAUAGAUCCAGAGUAUGGCACUUUUCCUCCUAAAUUGAGCAGGGACGUUUAUUCCACAGUCAUUACACGUCACACAUUGUAUGUGACACUGUAGAUUGUACGCUAGACUUGUUUUCAUGCAGUUACAGAUCAAAUUCCUAGAAUGGCACUUUUGCUCUUGAGUAAUACAAUUUAUCUAUAUUUUUAGAAAAAAAGCCAUGAUAAUGAUUACUUGUGUCUUUUCUUCCAGAAAUUUCAAGAUGCAUCCAGAGCCGGUACAGCACCUCUCCUUAACAGAGUACAGCACCUCUCAUUAAAGUAAGCAGGGAAGUUCAUUCCGCUAUCAAUCUUUAGAUAUGCUUCGAAAAACCUUUUCUUUUAUUUUUGAGAAAUAUUAAUUGAUGAGCAAUACAUUUUCAUAAAUUUGACAGGUUAGGUGGA